CAAUCACAAAGACUUUAGUUCAAUAAUUGUGUUUGUUAAAGACUAAAAGAAAGGUGACAGCGAAACCUAAACAAUACAAAAAUGAAGUUCCUCGUAUUUGGCUGCCUAUUCCUGUUCAUGGCCAUUAUACUGGACGUGAUAGGUUUGGCUACGUCAUAUUGGUUCUCUGCUGACAAAAAUGGCGUAAAAUUUUAUGGAGGUCUCUGGAAAAGCUGUCUUGAUAUACCAGCCUCACAAGUACACGAAUGCAAAAAGUACGACGAUGUUCCAGAUUGGCUGAAAGCAGUACGAGGAUUUGGUCUCAUUGGGGUACUCAUCUCAGCCAUUGCUCUUAUUUCUGCCUCAUUGAAGAUUUGUUUGAAGAACAGAAUCUCCUUGUUGAUCAUCGCAAUAAUCUUGUCUUUCAUGAGCGCAUUAUGCACUGUUGUGUCUAUAUCAGUUUUUGCCAGGAAAUAUCCUAACUUGGUAGGUGAAGGCAUACGAAAAGAUUUCAACUUCAACUUCAACUUUUCCUUUGUUUUCUGUGCACUUUCCAUCGUUCUAUCGGCUUUUGCUGGGAUAAGUAUGAUUUUUCAAAUAGCAAAAAGGUCGUCUUACAGGACCAUUGACUGAGAAAAAAAAUACUACUUAAAGAAUG
Saccostrea cuccullata (small rock oyster) is the source of this 637-nucleotide messenger RNA. Its product is annotated as lens fiber membrane intrinsic protein-like. Gene Ontology annotation, biological process: cell-cell adhesion. Bases 82 to 612 code for a protein of 176 amino acids. The transcript is spliced from 4 exons. NCBI's taxonomy places the organism in Eukaryota, Metazoa, Mollusca, Bivalvia, Ostreida, Ostreidae. Gene Ontology annotation, cellular component: membrane; cell-cell junction. The record is from RefSeq and is a predicted model, not a curated record.